Messenger RNA from Andrographis paniculata, 424 nucleotides. RefSeq lists its product as uncharacterized. Bases 31 to 333 code for a protein of 100 amino acids. Lineage: Eukaryota; Viridiplantae; Streptophyta; Magnoliopsida; Lamiales; Acanthaceae. The transcript is spliced from 4 exons. The record is from RefSeq and is a predicted model, not a curated record.
AAAGAAAAUCAAGCAAAAAACCCCGAGGCUAUGGCAAAUCAAUAUCGAGGUGGUGCACGGUCCAUGGGUAGGGUCAGACGACAAAUGGUAGAGCAAUUAGGACAUUUACCCACCGAAGUUGAGCUUUAUAAAAAAUGCUAUGAUAAAAAGGAUGGGAUGCUUCCUUCUAAAAAAGCAAUUGAUCAUGAGGGUUCAUGCUCGCAACAUGUUCCAAGCCAUAAUGCCUCAGAAUCGGAUGCAAUGGAUGAAGGUUACACCAGGACGAAGAGCAAAUACAUCAACAAUUGCAGCAAUAAUUUGAACAACGGUUCCAACGACAAGAUGAAGAAUUGAGACAACUUCGUCAAAUUAUAAUGUCGAUGUCUCAAGGUGGACAAUAUAGUCGGAUGCUUUCUCAGCCACAAGAAACUUCUCCGUAUAUUCC